CAGGGCGUACGCUUUUCCGUGACAGGAAGUCCAACAACGCGGAGCGGAUCUCUCCAUGGUCUUCUCGAACGGUUUGUCAAAUCAUCGCCUGGCAUCACUUGAAAAGACCAAUCCGAGGCCUCUCCGCAUUGUCGCGCUCCUUGAGAAGGAGAGAGAGACGGAAAGCGUAAAUUGCCUUGUUUUUUAUCUAUCGAUCAUAAAAUACGAACGAAUCAAGCGAUGAGUCCCGUUCCUUUGUGUUGGUGUCAAGAUAACGAUAUAUUGCAUUCCGCUGGAAGAUAUUUUUGUACUCCGCUACCCCUUUAAUGUUUUAAAAUAUAACCAUGAUACAAAAUAUGCGCUUAAAAAUCUGUACAGCUGUACUAAGUAAUAAUAAUGAAGAAAGCCCGAUUGUUCCAGAGUAAUUGAGAAGCGUAGGCGGCCCUUAAUGAGCAGUCUGCGGGAUCAUAGUGUUCGUGGGCUCUACUGUAUGAGAUAAAAGAUAAAAGACCAUAAAGUUUCAAUCGGGGACGUCUUAUAAAGCCGGUCAUUGUAUCUGUUUCCUAAUUACGCUUGUGUUUUAUUUGAUGACACAAAACAAAAAGGACUUCUUUUAAAAAAAUUCUCAAUCUUCACUUUCUGCUAUAUUCCGCCUCCUUUGGGUCGUAGCAACACGCUGCUAUUUCGCUGAAUGCGUCCUUGCUGUGGUACUGACGAAUCCCCGCAAUGUUGGGGUUCCUUCUGGUGAUCGCAUUCGGCGUUUCCGGCGCACAGGCUCAGCCACGCGCUGCAGUGGGCCGACAGGGCACGACGACAAUGGUACCACCUAUGACUUCAGAUACUACAGUUGGCCAACAGGUCAUGACGACAAUGCUACCACCUAUGACUUCAGGCACUCCAGCUAGCCAACAGGUCACGACGACAAUGCUACCACCUAUGAUUCCAGGCACUCCAGCUAACCAACAGGUCACGACGACAAUGAUGCCACCUAUGAUUCCAGGCACUCCAGCUAACCAACAGGUCACGACGACAAUGCAGCCACCUAUGAUUCCAGGCACUCCAGCUAACCAACAGGUCACGACGACAAUGAUGCCACCUAUGAUUCCAGGCACUCCAGCUAACCAACAGGUCACGACGACAAUGAGGCCACCUAUGAUUCCAGGCACUCCAGCUAACCAACAGGUCACGACGACAAUGAGGCCACCUAUGAUUCCAGGCACUCCAGCUAACCAACAAAUCCCGACGAUGCUACCACCUAUAACUUCAGCUGACACGAUGUACAUGCCGCAUUACAUCAGGAACGGCACACCAGUGACGAAAAUAACUUUUUGCUGGGAGGCCGGCUACGAAUGCCUGCCCAAGGUUAAGUGCAAGAACUACAUGUUCCGUACCUUCCACUUCGCAUGUGGUCCGCAUUAUACCUGCUGCAAUGCACUUGGAGUGAACAGCUGUCUCAUGCGUCCUGGAGUUUGCGUCAAGGACCCUUAUAUAGGAAAUUGGCAAUGUCGCUUCAAGUACAAAGCGUACGAUUGCAACCACUGGGAAACCUGCUGCGCAAAUGCAGACUUUCCUUAAGGGACGUUUCUGUUGACAGCCUUGGAUCAACACUUGUUGCGUGUAAGCCCAGCACAAAUUAUACAUAUGACAGAUGUUUCAUUUGCUAGCAAAAUUGCGGCAAACUCCCGCGGAGUAGUAUUGAGGCAACUUAAGGUAAAAAAAAGGGUGCCCGAGUGAUAGUUUCUUCUGUGUGCACAGCGGGAGCUACUAUUCGGGCACCCUAAUAAAAACGUAUCGAAGCGACGUCUGGUGGCACAUGAUCCCUCAAAAGGGAAGAGCCAAACCUAAACCAGUUCCUCAAGCAACGCUGAUCUAUUCGACCGACUGACUUCCAGCUCCUGGUGGCUACGGAGCCGACACAUAGCAAACUCCUAUCAUUUAGACCCGCGGUGUUGUCCAUGUGCAAUGUAGCCAUGCCGCCAUACUCGACCAGUGGUGCGCAGUUAGGGAAUUACUUCGAUACAAUGGUGUCCGUAAAUUUCAACCUGAACUUUCUGAAGCAGCUAGACGCGCAUUUGUGACGAAAAUCGUUAGCGUAGCAGUACUGAGGGCUCGAGCUAUCGAAUAAAUACAUUUCCUGAGAGUUUUAUCUCUACCAGUUUACGGUACCCUUUGUGCUUUUCUUUUUUCUUUUUUAUGAAAAUAAAAGACCAUGCUGUCGA
Molecule: messenger RNA, 2198 nt
Organism: Ornithodoros turicata
Lineage: Eukaryota; Metazoa; Arthropoda; Arachnida; Ixodida; Argasidae
Product: integumentary mucin A.1-like
Exons: 13
Coding region: 706-1554 (282 amino acids)
Source: RefSeq, a predicted model, not a curated record